AUGGAGGGAUCUCCAUACCUGAGUGAAGAUCUGUUUGUUGAAAUCCUUGCAAGAUUGCCGGUACAAUCCUUGCUCCGUCUUAGGACCGUAUCCAAAUCAUGGAAGACCAUCAUAGCCGGCCCCAAAUUCUGUUCAUUCCACCUCUCCACAAACCGCCACUCCUCCAAAAUCUUGCUCGCCGCAAAAUACCCUAAGCAGGUCUCGGGACGUACUUAUCCCGUAGAGCGGUACUUGUUGCUUGACAACCAUCACCAUCGCCCUGCCGACUCUUCCUGUUUGUCACCUCUCGAUUUCCCCUUCCAAUACCCACUCUUCACCUCUCCCCAUAUAGUGGCCUCCAUCAACGGCUUGAUAUGCGUGUCUGUACGUGCGGCUAAUAAGGUGCAACCCAACAUACCCUUCAUGCUAUGGAACCCUACCAUCCGGAGGCACGUCUGCCUACCGGAAAUCACCUUGACGAAACCAAAUUACUCGUACACCGAGUUUGGAUACGACCCCACCACAGACGACUACAAAAUCGUGGUCCUUACAGCUGGCAUCCCAGAGUUCAACGUCUAUUCCUUGAACUCAAACGCGUGGCGCAGAGGUUUCCUCGACCACCGAAUAAGGCUAUUUAGUAGCACGGGCGCUUUCGCAGGAGGCAAGAUGCACUGGCUCGUCUUCAAAGAUUUUCAGAACAACACAGACUACUGGCUUUACUCAUUCGACGUGGCGACUGAGGUUUUUGCAGAGGUGGCCUUACCGCCAAAGGAUCGUGCAGACACGUUUAUUUAUCCACAUGUUGUAACUGUACUGGGGGAUUCGUUGGUUGUGGGACAGGCCUUGAAGUCGAAGCACGUGAUGUUCGGCAUGACUUGGACCAUUUGGGAGCAGAUAGGCGCCGGCGGCUGGAAGAAAUUGUACAGAGUCGAGGACCCCAUGGCUGCGUUUGUGUGUGUUUUGAAGAAUGAGGAGUGGGUGAUGGACAAGAUCUAUUUUGGGUGCUCUGAUCAUGGCUUAGCUGCAUAUGAGCCGAAGGCUAGUGAGUUUAAGUUGUUGGAGCCCUUGUCUAGUUUCCCUCAACAACGGAAAUUCGGGGAUGUGGCGUCUCUCAAUGAUCACCAACAGAGUCUCGUCCUCCUCGACUGCACGCCGCUUGGUGACCCACACACUUGUUGGUCUUGGUCAUCUUGCCAAGUUCAAAUCAAAAGGAAGACACCCUCGGCCCUCGGCAGAAACUAA
This is a messenger RNA of Striga asiatica, 1221 nucleotides long. The record is from the annotation of a GenBank genome assembly. NCBI's taxonomy places the organism in Eukaryota, Viridiplantae, Streptophyta, Magnoliopsida, Lamiales, Orobanchaceae.